Anguilla anguilla (European eel) is the source of this 3538-nucleotide messenger RNA. It is a transcript of the gene slc44a4, whose product is annotated as solute carrier family 44 member 4. Gene Ontology annotation, cellular component: plasma membrane. The record is from RefSeq and is a predicted model, not a curated record. Gene Ontology annotation, biological process: choline transport; thiamine pyrophosphate transmembrane transport. The transcript is spliced from 23 exons. NCBI's taxonomy places the organism in Eukaryota, Metazoa, Chordata, Actinopteri, Anguilliformes, Anguillidae. Bases 209 to 2383 code for a protein of 724 amino acids. Gene Ontology annotation, molecular function: thiamine pyrophosphate transmembrane transporter activity.
UGUACACCCCAGAGACUGUAAAAGUACACUCAGGUGUGCAUCCCAAGGCAGGUGCACCUGUGACGUUGCACCUGGCAACAGUGAACGGGGAAAUAAACGGGAAGAGUUGGAGAGAUUUAACCGAGAGCAAGUUUAUUUUUUUAAACGGAUCUUGGCGUAGUCUCCCCCAAACAAAACGAGCAGGAAGUAUUAAGAAUAACAGGUGAAAAUGGGCAAAAAGUCGGACGAGGACAAGUCGGAAUAUGGGGAUCCAGCCCAGCACGAUCCCACGUUCAAUGGGCCGAUACACAACAGGAGCUGCACAGAUGUGAUCUGCUGUAUUCUCUUCAUGGCUGCCAUUGGAGGAUACCUGGUGGUGGGAAUUAUGGCCUGGCUGUACGGUGACCCUCGCCACGUCCUCUACCCCCGCAACUCCACCGGAAUGUUCUGCGGCCUGGGACUGAACAAAGAGAAGAACAGCGUGUUUUAUUUCAAUAUCAUAAAGUGCGCCACGGCAACCAACAUCAUGGCAGCCGCCCUGAAUGGCCUGCAGUGUCCCACAACGCAAGUGUGUGUAAAACAGUGCCCCACUGAAUUCUGGGUAUUGUCUCCUGAGUUCUACCUCCCGACUGCUCAGGCGAAGGAUUUUCCCAGACCACAGUACUGCGUGCCCUCCCUUAACCUGGCCACCACCAAGCUGCCCGUCAAAGAGAUUGUUGAGAAAGAGCUUUGUCCUUUCUUCACCAUUCCUUCAUCGUCAGUGUUGGGAAGGUGCUUGCCCUCAGUUGGCUCUCUGGGCAAGAUUCCGGGAGACUUCAUCCUUCCGGGAAUGUCCUCUCCCAACCAGACGGCCAACGCCAUCCGGAAUGCCACCGGAAAUCCACAGUAUGGCUCUGACCUGUUUUCUGGUUUCAACGCGGAGGAGGUGGGAGUUCGCAUCUUCGAGGACUUUGCCUCAUCCUGGCCCUGGAUCCUCAUAGGUCUGUUGAUCGCCAUGCUGCUCAGUAUGAUGUUCCUCCUGCUCCUGCGCUUCACGGCUGCGGUGAUUAUCUGGGUCCUCAUAGUGGGAGUGCUGGCUGUAAUAGCCUACGGAAUAUGGCACUGCUACUGGGAGUAUGACAACUUCAAAACCUCCGCAUUGACCUACAAGGAAGUGGGCUUCACCACCAACUUCUCUGUGUACCUGCAGAUCAAAGACACCUGGCUGGCCUUCUUGAUCAUCCUCUCCGUGGUGGAAGUCAUCCUGCUCCUGCUUCUCAUCUUCCUCCGGAAGCGGAUUCUCAUCGCCAUCGCACUCAUCAAGGAGUCCAGCAAGGCUGUGAGUCACAUGAUGUCAUCGCUGGUCUACCCCCUCAUCACCUUCGUCCUGCUGGUGGUGUGUGUGGCCUACUGGGGAGUUACUGCACUGUACCUGGCCACCUCUGGGGAUCCCAUGUACAGAGUUGUGGCCCUGGACUCCACUGAAGCAGAAUGCAGCUCCAUCAACGGCACGCAGUCCUGCAAUCCACUGAAUUUCAACUCCUCCGCCUACCAGCGCACCUGCCCGUCAGCGAGCUGCAUCUUCAUCAAGUACAACAACGAGGGCCUGUUCCAGCGGAACCUCUUCAACCUGCAGAUCUACAACGUGCUGGCCUUCCUCUGGUGCGUCAACUUCGUCAUCGCGCUGGGCCAGUGCACCCUGGCCGGGGCCUUCGCCUCCUACUACUGGGCCUUCCACAAGCCCUCGGACAUCCCCAUGUUCCCCGUCUCCCAGUCCUUCAUGCGCUGCCUACGAUACCACGUGGGCUCUUUGGCAUUCGGGGCUUUGAUCCUAACGAUCAUCCAGUUCAUCCGGAUCGUACUGGAAUAUUUGGACCACAAGUUUAGAGCCGCUCAGAAUGGCUGUGCUCGUUUCGUCAUGUGCUGCCUGAAGUGCUGCUUCUGGUGUCUGGAGAAAUUCAUCAAGUUUCUCAACAGAAAUGCAUACAUCAUGGUUGCCAUAUAUGGAAAAAACUUCUGUGUGUCGGCGAAGAAUGCCUUCCUGCUGCUAAUGCGGAACAUCAUCCGGGUAGUGGUGCUGGAUAAAGUGACGGACCUGCUGCUGUUCUUUGGGAAGUUGCUGGUUGUGGGAGGAGUCGGUGUGCUGGCUUUCUUCUUCUUCUCUGGGAGAAUCAGAAUGCCCGGGGACACCUUCAAUGCCCAACAGCUUAACUACUAUUGGGUGCCCAUCAUUACCGUGGUGGUUGGCACCUACCUGAUCGCGAGCGGCUUCUUCAGCGUCUACAACAUGUGCGUGGACACGCUCUUCCUCUGUUUCCUGGAAGACCUGGAGCGAAACGACGGAAGUGUCGAGAAGCCGUAUUACAUGUCAAAGAAUCUGAUGGGCAUCCUCAACAAGAAGAACAAAGUGGCGAAAAGCAACUGAGAAGAGGAUGGAUGGUGAAAAGACCCCCCCCCCCCCGCCUCCUCUUUUUCCGCCCCUGUGAUAACUCCGAAGGGUUGGGACGGCUGUGAUGUCACCUUAACUCAUGAACAAAAAAACAAAAAACAAAAAAAACUGUAGAGAGGAGCUCCACCAAUCACAGAGUCCAUUGGUAACGAUCAACUCAACAGUGGCUGCAGGUGAUUGGUGGAUGCUUUCUGGUUGUAUUUCCUAGAUAUCAGGAAGGAGCCAGUAAGUGUCCACCAGCUGCCAUUGGGGCUCCUCUGUUUCCUAUGGGUAAAGUGGCAUCAUGGUCAUCUCACAGCUCGCUCUAUCUUUCUUCACUUCACUGUUCCUCUCCCUCCUUUCUUUCUCCUGCCUGUUGGAGUGUUAUAAGUUUACAUGUCUGUGUCUGUUUGCACUUUUAAAAAAAUGCUAAAAGAAAAUGCUAAUUGUUUUACUGCGUCAUGAAAAAGGCGGGCUUCUCCAAGUUUGGAACGUAGCCACAGAAACUCUGCAGCCAAUCAAAGAGCACCACAGAAACUUUUCAGCUUACCCUCUGGGGGCUGCCGGGAAGCCAAUCACGCUUGUCCUCUGGGACGGUCUGCAGCCAAUCACAGAGCACCAGCAAGGAGGAUACUGACCUGGGACAUCAGUUGCAGAAGUGCCCUUAUCCACUGUGUGUGCUUCACUGUGUAAGCAAGGAUCCUAGAGAGUUUCUCACAAAAAAAAAUCUCAGUGAAAGUGAUUGGUUGCCCAUUACAUAUCAUUCCUACGUGAUGUAUGCCUGGCACGUCCAACCAGAAACUUUCCCUGGAGUUAAUUUUCAAGUGUUCUAUCAGCUUACAACAGCGCUUAUAGUUGUUCAUUAUACAGAUUGCGUUAUUUGUUUUAAACGAUAUCAGAUGGGCCAAGUAUCUACCGUUAUUUUUUUUCCAGCACAAGUCAUAAAAGUAAGUCGUUGUAUUUGUUUUUCAUGUUGAUACAUUUCUCACAGAACUGGAGUCUCAACUGAAUAUGUAUGAGUGACAGUGAUCGAGAGGACAGCUGUUAUGAUGUGUGAGCAACAAUGUAAAAAAUGUUUUCUAAAUCGGCCUGAUUCAGGUGUAUGUGAAGAAACUGUACAUUUUAUAGAAUGUGUUUAUUUUACAAUUUCAA